Molecule: messenger RNA, 2097 nt
Organism: Hevea brasiliensis (rubber tree)
Lineage: Eukaryota; Viridiplantae; Streptophyta; Magnoliopsida; Malpighiales; Euphorbiaceae
Exons: 3
Coding region: 122-1552 (476 amino acids)
Molecular function (GO): acetylglucosaminyltransferase activity
Source: RefSeq, a predicted model, not a curated record
GCUUUUUGACUUUGCCCAUCUCCUAAUACAACUGCUGACAUAGCUUGUACAGAACCUGAAUUUUCCAAGAAUUCUUAGUUGCAUCUCUAUCUUUGCUUGCUUAUUGCCUAACUCCUUGCAAAUGCAUUCUCUCGUUAAGGACUUGUCCGCUAAAUUCCACUUCCCCUGUCUUUCCAUUUACCUCCUUUUAGUCUCAUCUUCUGUUUGUUUCAUCUAUCUUUUGGCAUCAGUUUUCCUGGUAGAGACUUCCAAGUUCUCCGAUGUCAAAUCCUCUUCAGAAAAUGUUCAUGCCCCAACAAAUCUUGGACAUUUUGUGUUUGGAAUUGCUUCCAACAAGAACUCAUGGCCGAAGCGAAAGGAGUUUGUUAAAUUGUGGUGGAAACCAGAGCAAAUGCGGGGAUGUGUUUUCUUGGAGAGCUUGCUGGAAGAUGCGAAUUCCUACAACGAUAGCAGCACUUCUUUUCCUCCUGUAUGCAUCUCUGAGGACACUUCCAGAUUUCGUUACACAUACCGGAAUGGUCUCCGGUCAGCUAUUCGUGUUGCACGAGUAGUUUCUGAAACGGUGGCACUUAAUCAUUCCGAUGUCCGGUGGUUUGUUUUUGGGGAUGAUGACACAGUUUUCUUCCCAGAGAAUCUGGUGAAAACUCUUUCCAAGUAUGAUCAUGGCCUCUGGUACUACGUAGGAUCCAAUUCCGAGAUUUAUGAGCAGAACAGAAUAUUUGGCUUCGAAAUGGCAUUUGGUGGGGGAGGAUUUGCCGUAAGUUAUCCACUUGCAAAAGUUCUGGCAAAGGUUUUUGAUUCAUGUAUUGAACGGUAUCCACAUCUCUAUGGAAGUGAUUCCAGGGUCUCUUCUUGCCUGGCUGAGCUUGGAGUGGGAUUGACCCGCGAGCCUGGUUUCCAUCAGAUUGAUGUUCGAGGUAAUUUAUUUGGUUUGUUGACAUCACAUCCACUGUCACCAAUAGUAUCUCUCCAUCACUUGGGUCACCUAGACCCAAUCUUCCCCAACAUGACAAUUACAGAUUCACUAGAACAUUUCUUUAAAGCUGUGGCUGUUGAUUCCCAGAGGGUCUUGCAGAAAACAGUUUGCUAUGAUCGUUGGUUUUUCUGGACUAUUUCAGUCUCAUGGGGUUAUGCUAUUGAGGUCUAUAGCAAGCACAUAUUGUUGCCUGAUACUCUCCCUGUGCAAGCCACAUUCAAGCAAUGGAAAAAGGGAAAUGUUCUGGCCGGAGCUUAUACAUUUAAUAUAAGAGAACCUCACCCUGAUCCUUGUCAGAGACCCUCAAUUUUCUUCCUGGAUCAUGUUUCUUCCAGCAAUGAUGGGAUAAUCACCAGUCAUUACAAGAAAAGUUAUGCGAAUUGCUCAUAUGACAUGUCAUCACCAAGAAAAUUAGAAGAGAUUAAAGUUCUUUCGCAUAAGCUUGAGCUUAGUGAUAAACAGUUGCGGGCUCCAAGGCGGCAAUGUUGUGAUGUUUUACCUUCUUCCGGUGGUAAAAUGAUGGAAAUUGAAAUUAGAGAAUGCCGGAAAGAAGAAUUAAUUUACAUGCAUCCAUAGUUAUAACUCAAUGGUUCAGAGCAUGUCUCUCAUAGCCCGUACCCAACUUCAAUAUAUAUCUGAUCUAAAAUAAAGUGAUGAAACCUGGUUAGAAAUCCGUAAGUCGAAAUCCGUACAAACAAAAGAAGCAAAAGCUUAUUCUUCUAGGAUCAUAUGUGAAUGGUGCAAAUUUUUCAAUGCAAAAUUCCAGGCUUGUAUGGUAUCGAGUACUGAUGACUUUUCUUCAAGAAGAAACUUCUUGUCAGCCUUGUAUGGCGUUGACCCUUAGAAUGCAAGCUAACGAAAAUUCAGGUUUGGAGAGAUUGCAGGAAGGAUAACAUGGUUCCUCACAAUCACAUGACAUUUCUUGAAGAAGCUUCAACUCUAUGCCUUCAAUAAGCUUAUGUAUACUUGGUAUUGUCAAUAUUACAGCAUAUGAAGAAACUUGCGAGCUGUCUCAAUAUCCACUUUUGAUUGUAUUGUAGGUAAAUUUUUUUGUACACCAUAAACCAAGACAAAAGAUUGCACACACAUUUUUUAUAUAAAAUAUUAUUAUGGCCGCUCAA